UCAACUUAAAAAGAGUUUUUUCACAAUUUUGAUGAUUUUCCAUCACUUUCCAUCGAGAUUCAAGAGGGUUUUCCUCAAAAAUCUCAAUUUUUCCCGUAUCAACUUCUCCUAGCAAAUCCAUUUUCUUCCUACCACUUCCAUGGCUUCCACCUCUUCACAAGGGGGUUCAAAAUUUAUUUCCUUUGAUGGCAGAGCUGGCAAGAGAUACAAACCAAAGAGUUGGAAUAGCAAUGAGGAUCUACUUCAAGACAAAAAUACCCACAUGUCUUCACAAGCCCUUCAACGGAAACCUACGUCUUACAAAAUUAGGGGGUCUCUUUCAGACGUUCGUAAUUGUUGGAUUGUUAUGGGUCCUGAGGUUAAGGCCAAGAUUUCUGCUGCUGGUUUGAAUCAUUUUCUGACUUCUAUAUAUAAUGAUGGGAUCGUUGAGCACAAGGACAUCAACCUUAUCAUAGCUUUAUCGGAAAGGUUUUGGGAUACUACGAACACAUUUCAUUUUCCGGGUAUUGGUGAGGUAAUGUUGACGCCUCUCGAUUUUGCAGUGAUAACAGGUUUGAGAAUUGGGGGAGAGCGUAUAGAGGUGAAUGACAAUCUCACCAACUGUGAUGUGGAGCGUUUAUUAGGGGGGUUACCUCCUAAAGGGUCUGAGCUGAAUGUGAAAUUGUCAUGGCUUGUGAAACAUCUUCGGGGAAUUGAGGAUGUGGAAAUGUGUGUACGGAGUUUCAUGCUUCUGCUCAUUGGCCAAGUGUUGUCCCCAAACACAGGGAGUACAGUCAGUCUCCGUUACCUGGCAUCUUUAGAGAAUGUGGAUGAUAUUGGGAAGUAUGAUUGGGGAGGCAUGACUUACGCAACCUUACUCCAUUAUAUGGUCCAGUAUUCUCGGUGUGCAAUGAACAAUUUGGGUGGUCCGCUAUUUACUUGGGAGAUUUGGAUGUAUGAGUACUUUGGGGUUGGUCCUAAACUUCAUAAUUCUAAGGCUCAGGUCUUUCCAAGAUUUUUUCGUUGGUCUUCCAGGAAUAGGAUUAGUGGGGGCAAGAAGCGUACAUUACAAGAUUGGCGAUUGAUAAUUGAGAGCUUGACGGAGACGAAUAUGAACUUAGACCCUUGGCAGGUUGUUACAAUUUCAAAUAAAUAUUCUGGACUUACCUUGAACCGCCGUAAGAUCUUAUUUGAAUGUCCUUUGGGGAGGUACUGGUACCUAGGUGAUCGAGUGCUAGCACAGGUGGAUCACAAAUACCCUCCCCUCUUGCCACAAGACCCCCCUGACUCGAUGCGAAAAGGAGGUCUAUUGGAAGGAGAUGACUUGAAAGCAGCUCUAGCUGGAAGUGAUGCCAUGGGAGUGGCUGGAGAUUAUGGAGAAUUUGUUCAGAGGCGCCUGCAGGGGCGCUUUGCACAUCUAUGUGGAGAGACUGUGAGUUGUUUUAACGGUGCCUUGGUCAUGUAUAGUAACGGUCUUGUCUUGCAGGGAACUGCAGAACAGGGUUCUGAUUCUGAAGGUUCAUCGCCUGAGGGGAAUGCUCCUCAACCCUCUAGUCAUGUUGAGGGCCCCAGUGGUUCUUUCCAGGAGAGGUACCUUCAUUUUCCUUCAUGGUCAUGCCGAGUGAUGAAUCAAGAUGGCUCUAUUGGAUAUACGCGACUUGACAGGCCUGAACAUGCUCCAAAUGUUCCAUGGACGGGCCAGGUGGCAAUUGGGACUGAUCUUGUUGAUGAGAGUCUGCUGAUGAUUGAAUCACUACAACAAACCGUUUAUACACAAUCAGCUCAAAACUUCUCUUUGAGGGCAGAGUUGGCAAGUGCACGGUCUCACAUCCAGACUAUGGAGGGAUUGUUUGAAAGGCUUGGAGUUGGAGCUGGUCCAAGACGAUCACAGCGGGGUGAUGAAGGAGGUUCUGGAAGUCGUAAUACAAGGAGGUCGUCGCGUAGGAGAACCCAAGGCCCUUCUGAUGAAGACGAAGACAUUUGACUCUCACCAUUUCCUGCAAAACAAAAGAUUUUUGUUUUUCUUUAGAUUGUGUUAGUUACUUAAGAGUUGUUAAACAACUCAUUUUCAGUUUUUAAACAACAUUAUACACAUUUUCACCCACACGUAUUUCAA
Messenger RNA from Quercus lobata, 2095 nucleotides. RefSeq lists its product as uncharacterized. The record is from RefSeq and is a predicted model, not a curated record. The transcript is spliced from 6 exons. Bases 140 to 1963 code for a protein of 607 amino acids. Gene Ontology annotation, biological process: meristem maintenance; meristem development. NCBI's taxonomy places the organism in Eukaryota, Viridiplantae, Streptophyta, Magnoliopsida, Fagales, Fagaceae.